GGAGAGAGAAACACGACACCCCGACAGAGGAAGGGGGGGCAGUGGUGUGCGCGGGGCUAAGAGAACGGAGUAUGGAAAAGGAAAAGUCUGUUGCUAGUGAGAGAAAGGAGAAAAAACUGGCCCCAUUUUCUGGGUGAAAACUUUUUUCUUUGUGAUCAUGUUUUGACUGCUGUCUGGAAGGACGAUGAGGAAGAAUCUACCAUGCAACAUUGUAUCAGCUUGCAAUUUAAGAUCGCAGUUCUAACACUAUCCUUAAGACAACCCCAAGUCUAUCAGCACGACGCUCUCAAACUUCUGGCAACGCCAUUCAGACUUGAGUAGUGCAUUUCCCCGAGGCCAGGGCAACUUUUGGCUUUAGUACCUCGCCGUCUAUAACACAUGAAAAAAAGAAACGUAGAGUUCUAAAGUAUCUAAAAGGCAACAGAAGGUGUGGAAUUUGGGGGAUUUUUUUGUUAAAAGUUUGCAUACGACUUUAGGAAGUGCGAACUUAAUUAUCUUCAUCCCAAGAAAGAACAACGAAGCGGGUGUCAGCGAGCUAGCCAACUAGCAACCAACUAGCUAACACAGGCUAGUAAGCUAGCCAUCUGAAGAGCCGCACAACGGGAAAGUGUCCUGACUGCCCACUGAACAGAAUCACCAUGAAAACCCCGGGGGACACGGGGUUCGCCUUCCCUGACUGGGCCUACAAGCCCGAGUCGAGCCCUGGCUCGCGGCAGAUCCAGCUGUGGCACUUCAUCCUGGAGCUGCUGAGGAAGGAGGAGUACCACGACGUCAUCGCCUGGCAGGGCGACUACGGGGAGUUUGUCAUCAAGGACCCCGACGAGGUGGCCCGCCUGUGGGGGGCACGCAAGUGCAAGCCCCAGAUGAACUAUGACAAGCUGAGCCGGGCUCUGAGAUACUAUUACAACAAGAGGAUUCUUCAUAAAACUAAGGGGAAAAGGUUCACCUACAAGUUCAACUUCAACAAGCUGGUCCUGGUCAACUAUCCCUUUAUAGACAUGGGCUCUGGUCGAGGGGUCCCCCAGAGCGCCCCCCCCGUGCCGACAGGCAGCAGCCACUUCCGCUUCCCCCCGUCCACGCCGUCCGAGGUGCUGUCCCCCAGCGAGGACCUGCGCAGCCCGGGCGUGUUCAGCAGCGUGGCGCGCCGCAUGGCCCGGGGCUCCGUGUCCGACUGCUCCGACGGCACCUCCACCAACUCUGAGCUGGAGGAGGGGCUGGGCGGGGGAGAGGAGCGCCCCGGCGGGGCCGAGAGGGCCUACAGGAACCUCCUCCACCCCCGCCUCCCUCACGACUCCCUCUUCAGGGUGUACGGGGGGAACCCCGGGGUGCUGGGCCGCCACCCGCCCUCCCACCGGCUGCACCCGGACUCCCUCUCCCCGUUCCCCGUCUCCCCCCUGCCCGGCCCCGGGGGGCUCCUGGCCCCGCCCCUCUCCCCGGCCCUGUCUAUGACCCCCACCUCCCACCUGCCCUACUCCCCCUCCCCCUCCCUGUCCCCCAUGCUGGGCUCCCACUUCUCCUUCAACCCCGAGGACAUGAAGCGCUACCUGCAGGCCCACACCCAGAGCGUCUACAACUACCACCUCAGCCCCCGCGCCUUCCUGCACUACCCCAACAUCGUCAUCCCCCAGCCCCACCGCCCCUCCGUGGGCCCCGACAGCAAGGCCAGCCUCAGCCUCGGCCACCACCCCCACCAAGGCCCGGCCCACUCCCAUUCUCUGCACCAGCCGGCGGGGGAGGAGCUACAGCACCCGUCUCCCUUCAAGUUCAAGCUGCAGCCGCCGCCCCCUGGGCGCAAGCAGCGAGACGGCUCCGCCCACUCAGACGGGGGCUCCACCUCCAGCUUAGGCUCCUCCUACCCCGGCUGUGGGAUGCUAUCUGGCUCCUCCUCUGCUGGGCUUCCUAAGAUCAAGGUGGAGCCCAUAUCAGAUGAGUCCGAGGAAGAAGAGGUGGAGGUGACCGACAUCAGUGAGGAAGAGGACGAUGACGAAGGGGACGUCUUCACCCCCCUGCAGCCGCAUGCCAACGGGAACGCCCCCCACAUCGCCAAUGGCAACCCUGAGGAGGACCUAGACGAGGACGUGUUCAAGACCCCUGCAGCCCCCCUCCUGGUGGGAGGCCCCAGUCCCGGUCCCCUGGUCGGCCUGAAGAGUGAGCUGGUCCAGGGGCCUCCAGCCAGCCCCAGCGGGGCGCUCUGCAUCCCCCUCAAGCAGCGCUUCAAACGCCGCUGGAGCGAGGACCAGAAGAUGGAGGCCGACGGCGAGAGAGAGGAGGCGGAGGACAAGAAGGUACGGGCGGAGAGAGAGGAGGUGGCGGGCCGGGCGGAGAGCGGGAGAGGGGAGACUCCUCCCCUGAGUCUGGGAGCCCCGCCCCCGCCGGCCCAGCGCCGAGCCAGCUCCGAGCUGCAGAGAGCCACCGCACAGCUGUCUCUGGAGAACUCUGGCUGCUGAGGCCUGGGGAAAACACACACACUCAGAGACACGGACACACACACCUUUUGAGACAAACACAAGUUUUGUACCCCCACACAC
Molecule: messenger RNA, 2528 nt
Organism: Hypomesus transpacificus
Lineage: Eukaryota; Metazoa; Chordata; Actinopteri; Osmeriformes; Osmeridae
Gene: erf
Product: Ets2 repressor factor
Biological process (GO): cell differentiation; regulation of transcription by RNA polymerase II
Cellular component (GO): nucleus
Molecular function (GO): DNA-binding transcription factor activity, RNA polymerase II-specific; sequence-specific DNA binding
Source: RefSeq, a predicted model, not a curated record